Tripterygium wilfordii is the source of this 2607-nucleotide messenger RNA. Its product is annotated as two-component response regulator ARR18-like. The record is from RefSeq and is a predicted model, not a curated record. The transcript has 6 exons. Bases 293 to 2320 code for a protein of 675 amino acids. Gene Ontology annotation, biological process: cytokinin-activated signaling pathway; phosphorelay signal transduction system. Gene Ontology annotation, molecular function: DNA binding; DNA-binding transcription factor activity. NCBI's taxonomy places the organism in Eukaryota, Viridiplantae, Streptophyta, Magnoliopsida, Celastrales, Celastraceae.
AGCAAGACGGAGAGAAAAAACUAAAAUAGAUUUGUGUUUUGUUUGUCUUGAAUGGUUGAAUCUAUUCAACAACCUGUUCUGGCAAUCACCAUCAUUGUCUGUUUAUGCUGCUUUUACUUAGCAGACUCACUUCUCUUCUUCUCUACCUCUCUCAAGCCUACUUUCUUCACAGUUUCUACUCUCUCUAGUGAAAACAACCAGUCUUUAUAGUGAAAAAUCGAAACUUGGGACUUUGUUUUGUUCUCUCUGUUUUGUUCUUUUUUUUUUCUGUACUGGGUGGGUCUUGAAUACAAUGACUGCAGAGGACAAAAAGGGUGUUUUGGGUGGUGAAGACAGUGGGAAGAACCGAUUCCCGGUGGGUAUGCGUGUUUUGGCUGUUGAUGAUGACCCAAUUUGCCUCAAAGUGUUGGAGAAUCUGCUUCGUAAAUGCCAUUAUAACGUUACAAUCACUAAUCAGGCCAUUACAGCGCUGAAAAUGUUGAGAGAAAACAGAAACAAGUAUGAUCUCGUUAUCAGUGAUGUUAACAUGCCAGACAUGGAUGGCUUUAAGCUCCUUGAGCUUGUGGGCCUUGAAAUGGACCUACCUGUUAUCAUGUUAUCAGCACAUAGCGAUACUGAACUUGUGAUGAAGGGGAUCACUCAUGGUGCUUGUGACUAUCUGUUGAAACCUGUUCGAAUGGAAGAGCUCAAGAACAUAUGGCAGCAUGUAAUCAGGAGAAAGAAAUUUGACUCCAAGAAUCAAAGCAAAUCCCCAAGUCAAGAGAGAAAUAGUGCUGCCACUGUAGGAAAUGGGCAUGAGGCUACAUCAUCUGGUAGUGCUGAUCAGGAUGUUAAAGUCAAUAGGAAACGAAAGGACCAAGAGGAAGAUGAUGAAGAAGAGGAUGAAGAGAAUGGAGAUGAUGACGAGGACCCUGCAACCCAGAAGAAGUCCCGGGUUGUUUGGUCUGUAGAGUUGCAUAGGAAGUUUGUUGCAGCUGUUAAUCAGCUGGGACUUCGCAAGGCGUUUCCAAAGAAGAUUCUUGAUCUGAUGAAUGUUGAAGGCCUUACGAGGGAAAAUGUGGCUAGUCAUUUGCAGAAAUAUAGGCUUUAUUUGAAGAGACUCAGCAAUGAUGUACCACAGGAAAACAUGGUUGCUGCAUUUGGGAAUAGAGAUUCCUCUUGCUUGCUUGGAAAUUAUGGUACUGUGUCCGGGAGUGGAAGAUUUUCAAACAAUAGCUUAUCUUCAUAUCCACCUAGUAACAUGCUUGGUAGAUUGAACUCUUCUACCAAUUUAAGCUUGCGUGGAAUGAAUUCUUCUAGCCUAAUCCAGCCUAGCCAAACCAUGAGAAAUUCCUUCGACAAUUUUGGAGAGCUUCAUCCAGCUGUUUUUCCACGAAACCAAAAUUCAAAUUUAUUACAAGGGAUUCCCGCUUCAUUAGAUGUCAGCCAGUUGCUGAGCAAGUCAGCAACCCACAUUGGAGAGUUUAAUCAUAAUAAUGAUCUAAGUACUUUUAGUGCUGCCUUGAGCUUUCCUAACACAAGAGUGAAUGUUGGUGGUUCAAAUAACGCCAUUCCCAGUCACUCAAGUAACCCUUUCAUGCUACAAGCAAAUGCACCACUGAGUCAAAGUACGGGAGCAUUUGGAACCCGGUCUUCUGUAAGCAUGGGCCCUUUCAAUGCGGAAUCUUUUGAUGUUGGUGUUCGCAGCUCUUCUAAUUUGCUGGAUCAUAGUGGUAGAUGUAGUGAAAGCUGGCAGGGAGGGGUUCAACUAUCCAAAUUUUCAUCAAAUAAUGAUGCAUCGCCAAGUACUAGUUUGAGGGACAAUAUGUUCUCACCUGGCUCUUUUCUUGGUAAUGGCUCAUUUGAAUUUCCUUCUUCAAGUGCCGUUACAUCAUCUUUGGGGGACUCGAGAGGAAAUCUGCAAUGCAAUUCUGGCUUGGUAGGUAACACAAUUCAGAAUAUGAAUUACACAGCAAAGUACAGGUGGGAAGAACAUGUACAGAAUUACAACAAUAAUCAAAAACAUUCAUUUGACGCCAUAAAUGGUGGUAUGGUUCCCUUGUGCCACAAUAUGGACCAAAGGAAUGCAGUCUCCAAUAAGGAGUUUGAUGCUUCUUUGAUUGGCAAAUUAAACAGCGGCACUCCACUUCACCAUACUGAAGUUGAGAAGUAUGCUCUGGACAAAAUUGAGCAAACAAAAUCCACGGACGCUUUCAUUCAAGGCAGUUAUGACUCAUUGGAUGAUAUAAUGAAUGCAAUGAUCAAACGGGACCCCAAUGAAACAAUGUUGAUGGAUGAAGAGUUCAGUUUCGACGCUUAUCCACUUGGGUCGUGUAUCUGAUGAUUAUUCAUUUCUCCGAUGAUUGGUAGAAAAGUACAGCACAGCAGCAAACAACCUAAGCAAACUCUCAUCGCGGAGGAGUUUGUAAAAUCUUGUAACCUAUUCCCUCACCCCCACCUUUUCUUUAUCCUAUUCUUAGUUAAUUUUCUUAGCCUCAUAUAUUCUCUUCUUUUUAAAUCUCAUGUCAGUAAAAGAAUUUCCUGGAUCACUUUGAUAACAGGAUGUUUAUUUCUUCUUUGCACAUUCCUUCAUUGUGACAAAAUAAAGCCCGGGAGGGAUUUCGUUUC